Molecule: messenger RNA, 4943 nt
Organism: Camellia sinensis
Lineage: Eukaryota; Viridiplantae; Streptophyta; Magnoliopsida; Ericales; Theaceae
Source: RefSeq, a predicted model, not a curated record
GGAAGCUCACUUGGUUAUUUUCUUCUACAGGCUUCCUCCCUUCCCUCUCUCUCUCUCUCUGUUUAGAGUUAAUUUGCUUCUAGGGAAACAAUGGCUAUAGGCGAAAUCUUUCUCGGUGCUUUCAUUCAGGUGUUGUUUGAGAAGUUGGCCUCAACUGAACUAUUCACUCAAGUUCAUACUCACAUCAAGAGAUGGAGUGGAGAAUUAGCCAAAAUUCAAGCAUUCUUGGCUGAUGCGGAGGGGAAACAAAUAGAAAAUAGAGCUGUGAAAAUGUGGCUGGAGGAACUCACAGACCUGGCUUAUGAUCUGGAUGACAUACUGGAUGAAUUUGCCACUGAAGCUUUGGGGUGUGAGUUAAAAUCAGUGUCUCAAGAAGCUAGCACCAAGAAGCACAAGCUACCGGCCAUGAUAUCUACAUGGGGUAAAGGACUCAAUCCAACAACUCUUUUCUCUGAUUUUAUGAGGAAUUCUACUUCCAAGAUAGAGGAAAUCACUAACAGAUUGCAAAAUAUUUUUGAAGAAGGACGUGGGCUUGGUUUACAAAAUAUUGUUGCAGGAGAAUCUACUAAAGCUUGGCACAGAUCACCCUCCACGUCCUUGAUACAUGAACCUCGCAUAUGUGGUAGGGAUAAGGAAAAAAAGGAGAUAAUUGAUUUUCUCCUAAGCAACGAGUCAAGUGAUAGCAAAGUCAGCGUAAUUCCCAUUGUAGGUAUGGGUGGGCUCGGCAAGACUACCCUUGCACAAAUGGUAUACAACGAUGAAGUGGUGAACAAGCAUUUUGAUUUGAAAGCAUGGGUUUGUGUUUCUGAUGAGUUUGAUAUUAUGAGAAUAUCAAAAGCAAUUCUUGAAUCUAUUACUUCCAAGGCUUGUAAAUUUACAGAAUUGAAUGAAGUUCAAGUUCAGCUAAAGCAGAAUUUGAUUGGAAAGAAGAUUUUAAUUGUUUUAGAUGAUGUGUGGGACAAGAAAUACAAUGAUUGGAACAUUUUGAAGAGUCCCUUUAACGAUGGAGUGUCAGGAAGUAAGAUAAUUGUAACAACUCGUGAUAGAGAUGUUGCAUCAAUUAUGGGAACCGUUCAAAACCAUUUGCUACAGCAUCUAUCAGAUGAUGAUUGUUGGUCAGUGUUUGAACAACAUGCCUUUGGGAAUAGAAGCAUGGAUGCAAAUUCAAAUUUGGUGUCUAUUGGUAGGAAAAUUGUGGGAAAAUGUAAAGGUUUGCCUUUGGCUGCUAGGACACUUGGUGGCCUUUUACGGUGCAAAGAAAGAGACGAUGAGUGGGAAAUUGUAUUGAAUAGUAAAAUAUGGGACUUAACAGAAAAAGGCAGUGAAAUCCUCCCAGCUUUGAGAUUAAGUUACCAUCAUCUCCCUGCACAUUUGAAGCGGUGCUUUGCAUAUUGCUCUAUACUGCCAAAGGACUAUGAAUUUGAGGAGGAGGAGUUAGUCUUCUUGUGGAUGGCAGAAGGCCUUCUUCAACAACAAAAUGGACCGAAGCGAAUGGAAGAUUUAGGAGUUGAAUACUUUCGUGAACUGCAGUCGAGGUCUUUUUUCCAACCAUCAAGUGGUGGUGAAAGCUCGAAAUUUGUGAUGCAUGACCUCAUCAAUGAUUUGGCUCAGUCAGUUGCAGGAUAUACUUGUUUUAGAUUGGAGGAUAAAUUGAAGGAUCAGGAGCAACGUAAAAAAUUGAAGAGUGCUCGACAUUCAUCUUUCAUGCAAAGCGAAUUUGACGCAAUGAAAAAGUUUGAAACUUUUUAUGAAGCCGAGAAUGUAAGGACCUUCUUGCCAUUGUCCUUAAGUAAAAAGAGAGAUUGUUAUUUGACAAGCAAGGUUCCCCUUGAUCUGUUGCCAAAGAUGAAACGCUUAAGGGUGUUGAGUUUGAAUAGAUAUCACAUUGGCGAACUUGUUCCAACUAUUCACAUUGGCGAACUUAUUCUAAAAUCAAUUGGAGAUUUUAAACAUUUGCGAUAUCUUGACUUUUCCUACACCAGAAUCAGAACAGUACCUGAAUCAUUAGGUACCCUAUACAAUCUACAAACUUUGAUGCUAAGAAGUUGUCCAGAACUGAGGAAAUUGCCUGCGAACAUGGGAAACCUAAUCAACCUACGUCAUCUCGAUAUGAUUGAUUCAAAUUCCUUAAAAGAAAUGCCACGAGGAAUUGAUAAGUUGACCAGCCUCCAAACACUAUCCAAUUUUAUUGUUACGAAAGACAAUGGGUUUCGGAUAAGUGAGUUGGGGAACUUGAUUCAUCUUGGAGGGAAACUUUGCAUAUCGGGAAUAGAAAAUGUGGUUGAUCCUUUGGAUGCAAGAGGGGUGUGUUUAAACGACAAGCAAGGUAUAGAUGUGCUAACAAUGGUGUGGAGUAGUGAGAGCUUGGAUGAUUUACGAAAUGAAAUGGUUACAGAAGUGCUUGACAUAUUAAAACCUCACAAGAAGCUGAAAGAGCUAUACAUCAGAGGCUACCAUGGCAUGAGAUUUCCAACUUGGACAGGGGAUCCUUUGUUCUCCAAUAUGGUGUGCAUGAAGUUACAAAAUUGUAAAAAUUGCACUUCCUUACCGCCACUUGGACAACUACCCUCUUUGAAAGACCUUCACAUUGAAGGAAUGAGUGCUGUAAAGCGUGUGGGUUGUGAGUUCUAUGGGCAGCAUUGCGCCAAACCUUUUCCUUUACUCGAGACACUAUGUUUUGAGAAUAUGUCGGAAUGGGAGGAUUGGUACAUUUUUGGAAUUGACAAGGGAGUUCAAACCUUCACUCGUGUUAGUAAGCUCUCAAUCAAAAAAUGUACCAAACUUGUGGGAACGUUGCCGAGUAAUCUUCCUUGCCUCAAAACUCUUGAGAUUAUAAAUUGCCCGCAGUUGUUGGUUGAAGCUUCCAGCCUUGUUCUCCCGUCACUCACCUCCCUGUCCAUGAGUGAUGUUCGGCUUCCAAGCCUUCCGGUGCUCCUUGAUACAUGUAAUGUGCUUGAACCCAGUUCCCUUACUUGCUUGAAUAUUAGAAAUGUUUCAAUCCCUGAGUCCCUGUGCAAUCCAAGCAUACAUGAUGAAGUGAUGUUGGCAAAUGCAAUGUCUAAGCAUCUGAGUUCAGUAACUUCCUUGAGCAUUGAGAUGAUUCAGAAACUUGCAUUAUUGCCAAAAUGGCUUACCCAGGGGCUUAAAGGACUCAAAGAAUUGAAGAUUGAUUGUUGUGACGAACUCACAACACUGUGGCAGAACGAGGCGGGACUACAACCCUGUCUCCUUGCCUUGCAACGUCUGGAAAUUCGUUUUUGUGCGCAACUUGUUUCAUUGUUUGAAGAAGACGAGGAUGUAGAAAACGAAGGGCAACAUCAACUUGAGUAUCUAACGAUAGAUUGUUGUUGUAAGCUGAAGAAACUGCCACGGGGGUUACAUAACUUCACUUCUCUUCGAAGGAUGGAUAUCGGGUACUGUCCAGGUCUGGUAUCUUUUUCAGAGGCAGGCUUUCCGCCUAGCCUAAAAGAACUUCGGAUUUCGAAAUGUGAGGCUCUGCGGUCCUUACCUGGGUGGACAGCGCACGAUUCUAAUCUGGAGGAGUUGUUGAUAACCAGUUGUGAUGAUCUGGAGUCCCUUCGGGAAGAAUGGGUCCACCACCCCCCAACGAAACUGUCAUUUUUGGUUAUCAGCGAUUGCAAAAAACUAGAAUCGGUCCCUAGUUUAUGCAACAACAGCCUCCUCCCUUCCCUUAAACAUCUGGUGAUAGAAAGUUGGCCUGCAGGAGGAGGAAUCGUCUGCUCCUACAUUCUAGAGAAAGGGAAUUUCCUCACCAACCUCACUUAUCUUGCAAUCAAGAAUAUGAAGAUUGGUAAGCCCCUAUCAGAGUGGGGUUUGCACAGAUUCUCCUCUCUUAAAACUCUCUCUCUUCAAGGCCCAAGUAACGUAUCAAAAGAAUCAGAAGAAGAAGAAGAAGAAGAAGAAUAUUAUUCGGAAGAAGAAGAAGAAGAAGAAGAAGAAGAAUAUUAUUCGGAAGAAGAAGAAGAAGAAGAAGAAGAAGAAGAAUAUUAUUCGGAAGAAGAAGAAGAAUAUUAUUCGGAAGAAGAAGAAGAAGAAGAAUAUUAUUCGGUGUCCAGCUUUCCAGUAGAUGGGAUGUUGCUGCCCACCUCUCUGACGGAUCUGCAGAUUUGUAAUUUCCCAAAUCUAGAGAAGAUAUCUUCUUCCAUGGAGACCAUUCAAAACCUCAACCGUCUUAGUUUCACAAAUUGCCCUAGGCUCACAUCUUUUCCCGAGCAAGGAGGGCUGCUUCCCUCGCUUUUGGAACUUCAUAUCUCCGGAUGUCCAAGAAUGAAACGGCGGUGUAAAAAGGGGAAAGGCCAAUAUUGGCCCCUCAUAGCUCCCAUUCCUGAUGCCUUCAUAAUAUGAGCAAUCAAAACUACCAGGUUCAAUACAUUCAUUUAUUUGCUUUGCCCCAGCUACCGCUAUUCUUGGGAAACCAAAAGAGCUACCAAAGGAUGGUAUCAACUCUUUCAAUCAUUUUCUGUUGCAUCCGGUGAAGUAAAUGUUGCAUCUGAUUUAAAGAAUGCAGUGGCUUGAUGAUUUUGUAUUGUUGUUGUUGUUUCCUUGCUUCUGGUCGUGUUGCUUUUUCUUUUUCUUUUUUUUCUUUUUUGGUAAACCGGGUUGCUUCUUUUAUCAUACUGUAUUUUCUGUUGUUGCUUUUGUACGUGUCAUCUAUAAAAGCUCAGUGGUAAAUUGACUGGUUUAUGCUGAUGCUACUGUUGUUGCUUCUUUGGCUUUCUAGACUUUCUAUGCAGCUAUUGCUAUCUUCUCAUGGUCUUUAUGUUGUAUCUGUUGUACAUAUGUUCAUGUUAGAUGUAAACAAGGCCUAGAUUGGCUAAAUGGUAUUGUCCUCAUCUUUUGCUUGCUUUAGACAAUUCCCAUCCUUGUUUGUAUUGCCCAUGUAUGCUCCUUGUAUUAUGUAUUUACUUUUGAUCUUUGAUUUA